Aspergillus versicolor CBS 583.65 is the source of this 387-nucleotide messenger RNA. RefSeq lists its product as uncharacterized. The record is from RefSeq and is a predicted model, not a curated record. The transcript is spliced from 3 exons. NCBI's taxonomy places the organism in Eukaryota, Fungi, Ascomycota, Eurotiomycetes, Eurotiales, Aspergillaceae. Bases 1 to 384 code for a protein of 127 amino acids.
AUGAACGGCAGUAAAUCCAAGCGGUCUCUUCUAGCUCGCCAAGAAUGCUUGGACGUCGCAGACGUAGAGCAAUGCUGCUGGAAAGAAGAGACAGAACCCCCUGCCUACAGUGAUAGCGAGCAGCAGGGCCUCUGCAGUGCUUUCAGAAGCUUCGUCAUGGUGCAUCAGGCACUUUUGAAUACUGUCAUCGGCAAGCACGGCCUGCUGAGCUUGACUCCCUUCACCCAACCGAUUGGGCAAGUGCUCCGGGUUUUGGAGGGAGGUGUUGACGCGCUUGCCUUUGGUAUAAUUGACAGUGUGCCAACCUGUGGACAGGAAGCCACUAAGAACAAGAACAGUCUAGACAUGACUCUUACAGAGGCCCAGGACACGUACAGUCAGUGAGCG